This is a messenger RNA of Suillus clintonianus, 1245 nucleotides long. RefSeq lists its product as uncharacterized. The record is from RefSeq and is a predicted model, not a curated record. Gene Ontology annotation, molecular function: palmitoyltransferase activity. The transcript has 2 exons. The coding region runs from base 114 to 947 and encodes 277 amino acids. NCBI's taxonomy places the organism in Eukaryota, Fungi, Basidiomycota, Agaricomycetes, Boletales, Suillaceae.
GUCUUCUCCUUUCUUAAAGAGCCACUAAAGUGAACUCUGUACGUCAUAGCCAUUGUCCAUGGGUCUGGAACUGUGGUAAGCCAAGCUCUUUGAAUACCAGCACUACGACUCUGAUGCACUUUGUAGUUGGGGCAAAUAACCACAGGCAGUUUUUACUCUUUGUCUCGACACUAGUCAUCGACAUCGUGUUGUUUGACUACCUCGUUUAUGAAUAUUUCUCAUCGUCAUCAUUCCCCGAAUCUGUCGACUGCUCCGCAUUACUCUGCGAGCCGGCCUUGAAGGACGCAUUCCUUCUUUGCGUCUCGCUAUGGUCAGCACUGCAACUAACGUGGACUACCGUGCUUCUCGUGACGCAGUACUGGCAAGUGACCAGACAGCUAACAACGUUCGAAGUCUCCAACCUCGGGCGUUUCGGAUUCAUGGGCGGUCGCGGCACCCUCGCCGCUGGCAGUGGAGGUGCCGGUGUGCAAAUGGGACAUAGGCACCACCAUGGCGCUCACCAGCAGAACAGCGACACUGAUAGCGAAGCAGAGGGUGGUGCCCACAAACAAGCACACAGCCAUACUUUCUGCGGGUCCCUCACCGCACCCGGAACAUGUACCGCCUUCCUGCUCAACCUCCUCGGCCUCGACCGGUUCACGCGUGGCCGUGCCGCACGCGGACUCACUUCGCAUGCGCGCAAUCCAUUUGACUUUGGAGCUGUGCGGAACUGCAGGGAUUUCUGGACUAUGGGGAAGGAGCUUGGCGUGGAGUAUGGCCAGGUGUAUGAUGUUCCCUUGGAAGGCUUUGAGGAGGCCAAGAGACGGAAGGAAGCGGAGCGGGGCGACCUUGAGCAUGAUCACGAAAGCACGAACAGCAGUAGGAGUAAGAGCCUGCUUGGCAAGCUCAGCAUGCGGAUGGGUAUGGGCUCCAGUCGGAGGGGCUACGAACCCCUGAACCAGGCCUAGCGUGUGUGUAGUCCUUUUAUGAUGACGAACUAUUUAAUUUGUUUUAUUGUACAUGCGGAUAUUAGACUGCUAUAGGUACGUACAAUAUCCAGAAUAUAAGCAUAAGUAUCUUCAGUCAAAAACAUGCAGAAGAAAGACAGUGUGAUGAGCAUCCGAGUCGUACAUAAGUGUGUCUUACCCGCCGGUAAGUGGAGGUUCUGGAUGUCGUUGGGUAUGGGAAGAACAAGUUUGGCUCGGUUCUUCUUGAUAGACUGCAGAUGCACAGCUGCUUUGCCAAGUUCUGACUCGUGGUACUUAG